Molecule: messenger RNA, 2371 nt
Organism: Pogona vitticeps (central bearded dragon)
Lineage: Eukaryota; Metazoa; Chordata; Lepidosauria; Squamata; Agamidae
Source: RefSeq, a predicted model, not a curated record
GUGGGUGGUUGGCUCGUCCUCCUCCCCGCUUCGGGGCGGCCCGGCCUUCGCCGUCUCCUUCCCCGGGCUGGCAAAGCCGGACGGAGCCGCCCAAGCUGCCCUGGAGGGGAAGGCGGAGGCUGGAUCGGAGCAGCAUGGCGUGCUACAGCGGCGAGUACUGGGUUUCUGAAGAUGGGCUACCUGAACCAAGAAAGUGGCAACCACUGAUGUCUAGGAAGUGCACAGACCCCCUUUGGUUAAUUAUAUUCUUUUUCUUUUGGUCAGGUUUGAUGUUUAUAACAGGCUAUGCUGUAACGGCUGGAGCUGCAGAAAGACUUGUCUUUGGAUAUGACAGCUAUGGAAACAUAUGUGGGCGGAAAAAUACUCCAGUGUUAGGUGCACCUUUGUCAGGCCAAGACAUGAGAAACAAAAAAUUUGUGUUUUUUCUGAAUUCAUGCGGGCUGGAAAUAAAAAAUCUUAAAAUUGAUUCAGUUGCGUUGUGUGUAUCAGGCUGUCCGCAAGAGCAGCUUACGUCCUUGGAAGAAAUUCAACGUUUUGCAAAUAAUAAUGGUUCUUGCCUCUGUGUUUACAGUUCUAAUGCCAGCGAUUGUAUACCUAGUUCCAGAGCUCCUGAACUUUGUCCAGUUUUGCCGGUUCCACCAAGCCUAUCUUUCCCAUUGUUUAAUCGAUGUAUUCCGCAAAAUGUCGAGUGCUACUCCCAGUUUGCAUCAGUAUUGAUAAAUAUGGUUAAUGAAGUGGAUAUUUUCCAUCGUAUUCUUGGUGGGAUUAUGACAGGAAGAGACACUGUAAUUGGACUGUGCGUCCUUGCACUAGCCUUCUCAGUAAUAAUGAUGGUAGUCUUCAGGUUCAUCAGCAUGCUUCUGAUUCGUAUUUUUCUUACACUGCUUGUGUUUGGAUUAUUAUUUGUUUCAGGAAUUAUGUGGUGGCUAUAUUAUGAUUACACCAAUGAACCCAACAUAGAAUUAGAAACUGAAAAAGAAAAUAUGAAAUUAUUACUUGGUCUUUCUAUUGUAUCUACGCUUAUUACGGUUAUUUUAAUUUUCCUGAUACUCACAUUAAGGAAGAACAUUCACCUGACUAUACACAUGUUCCAAGUUGCCAAUAAAAUAACUGGCAAUGUCCCUUCUGUGUUCUGGCAGCCUCUUUGGACUUUCAUAAUACUAAUUUUAUUCUGGGUGUACUGGGUAGCUGUGUUACUUAGCUUAGGAACUGCAGGUGAUGCCCAAGUCAUUUCAAGAGGUCAAGUAGAAUACAAAAUCCGGUUUGGCAUUCGUUACAUGUGGUGGUACCAUUUGGUUGGGCUUAUCUGGACAAGUGAAUUCAUUCUAGCAUGUCAGCAGAUGACUGUGGCUGGAGCGGUGGUUACUUGCUUCUUCAAUCGAAAUAAGAGUAAACCACCAAGUCAUCCAGUCCUGUCUUCCAUAUCCAUUCUUUUUUGUUAUCAUCUGGGAACAGUUGUGAAAGGGUCCCUUAUAAUCCCAAUAGUGAGAGUCCCAAGGAUAAUUCUAUUGUCUGUUUCUGACAUCUUGAAAAAAAAGGAAAAUGCAUGUGCAAGGUGCAUGUUCAAAUGCUGUUGUUGCUGUUUCUGGUGCCUUGAAAGAAGCUUAAGAUACUUACACCAGACAACAGAAACUUCAGAUAACCUGUGGGAGGUAGAAAUUAUUGAGACCUUGGUGCACAUAAUUUUAAAAUGUCACAUAUAUAGGCUCAAACAUAUUCAGUAUCUUGGUUCAGUCAUGCCAUAUUCUUUUAUUUUCAUACAGGUGUUUGUGGUAUGUUUCACAGUUUUUGGAGGCUUGAUGGCAUUUAAUUAUCACCGUGAUCUACACGUUUGGGUAGUUCCAUUGCUGCUGAUAGCCUUCUUGGCUUAUCUUGUGGCACACGGCUUUUUAUCAGUAUUUCAGACAAUAUUAGAUGUCUUAUUCCUUUGCUUUGCUGUUGACAUAGAAACAAACGAUGGCUCUCCAGAGAAGCCAUAUUUUAUGAACCAGGAAUUAAUGAACUUAAUCCGUAUUGGAGGGUGGUUCUCAAGUUUGAUAGCCUUCUUGGCUUAUCUUGUGGCACACGGCUUUUUAUCAGUAUUUCAGACAAUAUUAGAUGUCUUAUUCCUUUGCUUUGCUGUUGACAUAGAAACAAACGAUGGCUCUCCAGAGAAGCCAUAUUUUAUGGACCAGGAAUUAAUGACUGUUGUGUAUCAGAGCUGCAAGCUUGCACAAGAGAUCAAGCAUAAAAAUAAGAAAACAGUGCAUAAUAGUGAAUAUGGCACAGAACUUCAACCUAUGACAAGAACGUGAGACAGCUUUAAAGCUAUGAUCUGCAUAACAGCAGCAACAAAAGUGAAUUGAAGAAAUUAUGUCCUGCCUUGGGUUCU